UAGGCCGGCGUAUUGUAUCCGUGGCUCAAAUUAGACUCCUCUCUCCUCCCAGAUCACACAGACCAACUCCAACAGUCCUCUCAUAUGAUUAACGGUAAUGAGAAAAGAAACGGAACGAAACUCAGUUCACCACAAUUUUCUGACUACUAAAUUACCUGAUCCCAGUGAGAAUCCAAGCAGACCAUUUUCUCAAGGUUUCUAGUUAGAACAGAAGAUUAAUAAGAAUGGACGAUGAAUAUGUGGCUCAGCAUGAUCCAGAGUUGCGUGAAAUUUACACACCCGAAGGUGUAACUUUUGAUUCAAAGGAUGUGGGAGAAAUAGGAAGUGCCAUGGAAGUUUUGACUGGUGUAGACUUGGACUUGGCAUAUUCUUCUGAGAAGUUAGUAAAUUUGGACAAACUAUUGAUGCACGUGAUGGCUAGUGAAAAUGACCUUGAAGCAAUGGCCUUGGAUAACAACAACAGCUCUAUAAUCCUAAUAGAGAAAGCAUUUGUAUUUGAUUUUUUAUCUGGUUUUUUAGAUUCCGAGGUAAGAGAGCUAGAUAAUUUCAUGGCCGCUCUCCAAGCAGUGAUUGUUGAUGCUCGUCAAAAGUUAUCUGUGUUUGGACACUUGACAGAAUUGUUUUUUGUAAUGGAAGACAAAUUGCACGAUUCUGAAGAAUUGUUGAAGCAGUCACGAGAGCAGGUUUUGGAGAUCAGUAUGCAGUCAGCCAAGUUGCAGAGGACACUGUCAGCUUUCAAACAUAAUGAUUGGAAAUAUGACAGAGGUACAGGUUUAUCCGAAAAUGGUGAAGUUGUUGCAAGCAUGAAUGAGAAACCAAAAAUGCAGAUGGUUGAACAAAAAAGGCAUAUUUUAAGAAUGCUUGAGAAAUCUCUUGGAAGAGAGCUUGUCCUUGAGAAGAAGUUGUCGGAAUUCAAACAAAAUGAAGAAGAUUUGAAAUUAAAGCUACGUCUAACAGAACAAGUAUCUUUUUGUAUGGAAGAAGCGGCAGAGGUUGUUUGGGGAAGGUUUCUAGAGGCAGAAAAUGCUUCAGAGGUGCUGAUGGGCAUAUCAAAGGAACUGGUUGGUCAGCUUCAAAUUCUUCAGUUCAGUCUAAAUGGUUUAAUGCAACGUGAAGAUGAGGCAAAAUGGAAACUCCUAGAUUGCAUGGAACAGUUGAAAAGAGGAGAAACUGCUUUAAAAACGUUUGAGACCAGAAAUGCAGAGCUUAUUACUGAUAAUUCUCAAGUAUGUGCUUUAAGGGAAAAAGUAAAAUCACUUGAAGACCAGCUGAAAGAGUCUAACUCCCAGCUGAAGAAUGCAAAUGAUGCCAAUGAAGUAAAGGAAGAACAACUUAGAGAGAUGGAGAAUAUAAUUGAUACUCAGAAAGAAAAUGUUUAUAUAGCAGAAAGUAGGGUGGAAAGUGGAGAGGCCAAGAUAACACAGUUAACGGAGGCAAACAUGGAACUUAAUGAAGAGCUGAGUUUUCUCAAAAAUACUAAUGACAGUAACACGAAGAAAAUGAGCUUAGUUGAGAAGCAAUCGAGGGAAUUAGAAAUUCAACUACAGCAUGCACGAGCAUCCUCUGAAGCAAGUCAAGAGCAGCAGAAUAUGUUAUAUUCUGCAAUUUGGGAUAUGGAAACUUUAAUUGAGGAGCUGAAAUCAAAGGUUUCAAAAGCCGAAAUUAAAACUGAAAAUGCAGAGGAGCAAUGUAUCAUAUUAUCCAAAACUAACUUAGAACUGAACAAAGAAAUAACUUUCCUGAGAACUAAAAUAGAAAGCUUGGAGACAUGUUUGGAUGAAGCUAAUGAUGCAAAAGCAGCAAGUGCAAAAGACGUUAAUGUUAAGACGAAACUUAUUAUGGAUAUGGUAAUGCAACUAGCCAUGGAAAGGGAGCGCAUCCAUAAGCAGUUAUCUUCUUUAGCAGAAGCAAAUAAAAUUUUGGCAGCAAAGUUGCAGAAACAAGAAAGGAUUACAUCUGCAAGCAUGCAUGAACAUGGAGGUACUCAUGACAAAGUGUUCAUUUCUUCCACGCAUGGACCGACUAAUGCUACUUGCGGAGAAGCUUCUGAGGCUGCAGUGGGAGAAUCAUCUAAUUGUAGAAUUUUCGAGGAGGAUGAAUCAUCAAAAGAAGCACCUGUAUGUGAGAUUGAUGAAGUGGGGUCUUCUGUUUCUACAAACAGCGCCACUAAUGUGGUUCAAAAGCUUGAUCUUGAGAGAGAGGUCGAGGCAAUGGAGCCUAAUGGCCCUAACCAAAUGUAUGUUUCUAUGGCAAUCAUUGUUUUAUUGCUUUCAUUGCUAGCAUCAUAUUUGUUUCACAAGAAUUCCAUUCUUUUCAAUGUUGAAACUUAGCAAUUCUCAUUGCUUUACUUUCUCAUUACAGUGUACAUGUAUAUUGUUUGAACAUUUUCAGAUUGGUUGGUGCGGUCUUGAUAAGUUUCUUAUCUUGCCCACAAUUUGCAUUGUAUUGUAAAACCCCAAAAAACAGAAGGAAAAAAGAAAAGAAAAAAAGAAGUGUAGUGUGAAUGGUUGUAAAUUUCAUUUGUUUACAUGUAGAUGAUGAUCAAGAAAUGUGUUUAUAAUAUCUGGAGUUGCAUAUGAA
Camellia sinensis is the source of this 2580-nucleotide messenger RNA. The record is from RefSeq and is a predicted model, not a curated record. NCBI's taxonomy places the organism in Eukaryota, Viridiplantae, Streptophyta, Magnoliopsida, Ericales, Theaceae.